AUGAAGCUCCACACCGCAGCUAUCCUCGUCAUCCUCUGCCUUGGCAUCUUCACUGUGCGCACAGUGAAAGGAAGUGCUGGAAGUCAGUCCAUGCUCAAAGCCACUUGUGUAAAUCUCCGUACAAAACAACUGAGCAUCCGAAAUCUUGUAGGCUACGAAAAGCACACUCAAGCAAAUGCUGUAAUCUUUAUCACUAGAAAUGGUAUCAAGAUCUGCGUAAGUGCUGAUCAGAAAUGGGUGCAGACUGCUAUGAAGAAGAUAAAAGAAAAACUUACUGCCAAACGCAAAUAA
Messenger RNA from Pipra filicauda (Wire-tailed manakin), 291 nucleotides. RefSeq names its product lymphotactin-like. NCBI's taxonomy places the organism in Eukaryota, Metazoa, Chordata, Aves, Passeriformes, Pipridae. The transcript has 3 exons. Gene Ontology annotation, cellular component: extracellular region. Gene Ontology annotation, biological process: cellular response to tumor necrosis factor; G protein-coupled receptor signaling pathway; lymphocyte chemotaxis. Bases 1 to 291 code for a protein of 96 amino acids. The record is from RefSeq and is a predicted model, not a curated record. Gene Ontology annotation, molecular function: chemokine activity; CCR chemokine receptor binding.